AUGGGGCUGGGGCCGGUUCCUCGGCGGGGAGAUGCAAAGGAGCCGCGACUUGGUCUCCUCCGGAUGGAGAGGGCCUUUACCCUUGCUGGGCCUAGGCUGGAUUGGGACACUGUGGUGGGAGUGCUCCGGCUGGUUUGGCUAGGUACGCUCAGGUUCCCGGGUAAGACUUUGUUGGGAGCAUUGGGUCUGAUUCAUCUCCCAGUUAUGCUUCAGUGUGCGGUAGUCAUGCUCGAGCUCGACGUUCUUAGCAUGAAGAUGGUCAUAUUUCUCGGACAUCUUGGUGACACUGGCGCAGAGGCUCUCCAGUUCUGCCUGGAGAUUGGCAUCUGCUGA
Molecule: messenger RNA, 333 nt
Organism: Prunus armeniaca (apricot)
Lineage: Eukaryota; Viridiplantae; Streptophyta; Magnoliopsida; Rosales; Rosaceae
Source: the annotation of a GenBank genome assembly